Molecule: messenger RNA, 1528 nt
Organism: Folsomia candida
Lineage: Eukaryota; Metazoa; Arthropoda; Collembola; Entomobryomorpha; Isotomidae
Exons: 4
Coding region: 329-919 (196 amino acids)
Biological process (GO): sodium ion transmembrane transport
Cellular component (GO): membrane
Molecular function (GO): ligand-gated sodium channel activity
Source: RefSeq, a predicted model, not a curated record
UUGAACAUGAUAUGAUGAUGCAAGGGUUGUCGACCGAAAUGCAAUAAACUUUUACUUUUAUUCUAUUCUAUACAUAGGUUUAGGUAUGUAUGUGCCUGGUUAGUAAGCCGUGCUUGUAAAUUUUUAGUAAAGCGGUCAUGUCUCGCCUUUCUGCGGUUUGAAGUUCUCCUUGGAUUUAUUUCGUUCCAGAUUCUUUACUAAAUUUGUUAUAUUUAUGACUAUCUCGAAUGUCGACUGACUGUAUGAAGGUUGAACACCUCGAUUUCGUGUCAUUCGUACCUGACUGUGUCCACAUGACGUAUGUUCUGCUAAUAUUUAGCAAAAAAUAAUGGUGACCAUACAGAAAUCCCAUUUUGACCUUAAAGUAAGGGACGGAGUUUUUCUGAAAGAUAUGAGCUGGUGGGGACAGACGUCAGAGUUUUGCAUGGAUAGCAGCUUGCACGGGCUGAGAUAUAUUGGACAGCCAAGACGGCACUGGUUUGAAAGAGUGUUUUGGUUCAUCGCUUUCUGCAUUUCGAUCGCAGUAUCUACCGUUUUGAUACUCGAAAUCUGGGAAAAGUACCGCCUCACCCCAGUAAUCACGGUGUUCCAGCCAAAAGAUACUAGAAUUAAUCUCUUACCAUUUCCUGCCAUCACUAUCGGUAACACGAACAACGUGCAGAUAUCAAAGGCAGUGGAGUUUGAGAGCCGACUGAUCGCAAAUCCGACGGAUCCUCACGCCAAUGAGGAUCUCUACCAAAUAAAUCAUAUUUGCCAAUCCUCCAUAACAUUUAAGGACACUUUCAACUUUUCCCUUGAUCAUGCCUCCGUGCGGAAAGAUCUGAUCGAACAAAUCGUCAAAUUCAAAAUCAGCAAAAAUCAUGCAUUUGGUUCAAGCGGUGUAGAUUUUGCUCAUCUGUUGAGAGAUGUGAGAUAUUAAAAUCAAAAUUUAUACGAUCAAAUGUCUUGAAUAUUGAUUGUUGGCAGGUGGCCCAAAAAUGUGAUGAUCUCAUCCUUCUCUGCAUGUGGGGAGGGGACGUGAGAAAGUGCAGCGAUUUAUUUGAUGAAAUUGAGACUGACUUCGGCUACUGCUGCGUCUUUAAUAUGGUUCCGAUGUCUUUGUUGAUGAAUUUGAGGUACGCAGAUUUACCAAACCGAAAAUCUUGGAACAUGAUCCAUUGUUUUAUUUAUUGUACAAUUUUUUAAAGAAAUGAUUCACGAGACAAUCAAACCAGAAUUAAUGAUUGGGAAUCGCUAAAUUUGGAUACAGACAACAUGAUUCUAGACGAGGAGGGAGCAUUUGAAAACGAAUACAGACAAAAGUUUGGAACACUGCCUAGAUUCCCGCGAAGACAACGUCGGCCCGGGAAAUCAACUGGACUUUCAAUGUUACUAAAUCCUGAUAAAGAAGGCUAUUUUUGCACGAAUACAGACUCCGUCGGAUUCAUGGCGGUGGCUCAUCUUCCCUUCGAUUUUCCAAACGUGGCUGAUAAAGGAAUCGCCAUCAAACCCAAUACGGAAACAUAUCUUAAAAUCGAACCUGAAAUUG